AAUAAAAAUAACACUUUCAUAAUUUUUGAAAUAUAUAAGUUUGAAACUGUUGUUUAAAAUGUAAAAGGACCUCGUCCGUUAUGUCUAACAAAAUAUUGGGAUAAAUGUGAAAAAUGUGUGUCGCUUUUAUACUGUCAAAUGUUUACAAACUAUAUUUAACUAACAUUUGUAAAAUAGCCCUCUUAGAAAUAUACAUAUGUGAUAAUUGAAUUCAUAUUAGUGUUUUAAAAUGCACUUAUCUUCCUAUUAUAAAACGUAUUUUAAAAAUGUACCCGCCUGGAUUAUGGACUUUCGAGCGGCAUUUCAUGGAGCUUUAUAACAGAUAUGCAUUAGGCAUACAUAAAUAAAUCAUAGAUAUUGGACUGGAUUGCCCAGUUGGAAAUGCACACUAAUAUGACGUCAGAUCGUAGUGGUGGAGGAGGCGGUUCCUGGAGACUACCACCGGAUGAAACUCUGCAGGUGCAAGAUCCAAAGCAAAAAGAUCAUGAUUUCGAUUUUGAUGAAGGUCACAAUUGGCGAAGUAUAAUCUUAUCAUUGCUUGUUAUUAGCUUUGUUGUAUCUGGAAUCGUAACUGCUAUAUAUUUAUUAGGAUAUGUUGACGAACUUCUGUAUUGGUCGGGUCGCAGAAUGAUAUUAGACGAAUACUUGCAAGGAGAUUUAAUACCUAGAAGGUUACCUUCUUCUUGGGUAACAACUCAGAAGUAUGUUUUUCAAUCAGAUGAUGGAAGUCUAGCAGUCUUGGAUACCACCACAAACUUAGUAAAAGUAUUGGUAACUAAUCACACUCUUCGCCAACUAAAUGUUCGAAGGUAUUUGUGCUCCAGCGAUCUAAAAUAUGUUUUAUUCACGCAUAAUGUAAAAAAAAAUUUUCAGAAAUCAUUUACCGCAUUUUAUACAAUUUAUGAUGUAACCAAUGAUCAUCACACGCCAGUAAAAUUAAAAGACACAUUAAAGGUACAAAGAACUCGCCUUCAGUAUGCAUCUUGGCUUGGCAAUACGACUGCAAUAAUAUUUGUAGUAAAAAAUGAUAUUUUUAUUCGACAAUCGCCUUUAGUGGAGGAAGAUAUAAGAAUAACCUCUUCUGGACAUGAAAACCAUAUAUAUAAUGGUGUUCCUGAUUGGCUUUACCAAGAAGAAAUUUUUGAAACUCCAGAGGCGAUUUGGACAUCGUCUGAUGGAACACAUUUUAUGUACGCACUAUUUAAUGACACCAAUGUCGGAAUGAUGACGUACCCGUGGUUAUCGUCUGGAGCUUUAUUCUCUGGAAGUGGGAUAUUUUCUGGAAGUAUUUUUCCCGAAACAAAAAUGGUUAGAUUUCCAACUCCAGGAACCACUAAUCCCGAAGUGGAGUUGUGGGCAGUUGACAUAACUAAUCUGAGCGACAUUCAAAAAUUUAAUAUUAAACCUCCUGCCACUAUUUAUGGACAAGACUAUUACCUCACAUCAGCAGGUUGGAUAUCUGAUAGCAAUUGUCAAGUAUCGGUUGUUUAUAUGGGAAGAUCUCAAAAUUACAGUGUUAUUUCAUUGUGUUCUAAAGAAGAAGACUGGAAAUGCUUGGAAGUUCACUCCGAACGUGCACCAGAAGAUGAAUGGUUGGAUAUCUUUCCCCACCCGGUAUUUUCUUCAGACGGUAGCAGUUUCUUAUUUUUGGCGAAUAUUCAGGAGUCAGAAAACUACCAAUUUACACAUAUUAAACAUGUAAUGAUAUCACAGCGAAGAAUUUCUGUUAUUUCUCAUGGUCGAUAUGAAGUGACCAAAAUUUUGUGUUGGGAUACAAUAAACCACAAGGUAUAUUUUAUGGCUACGCAAGAUAAAAAGCCUGGACAGCGGCACUUGUAUUCAGUUCAAGAUCCAAUACAUGAUGAUAUAAGAAAAGUUGAACCACAGUGCAUAACAUGUGAUUUGGGUGAUGAUCUUUGGAGUAGUCGAUACUAUUAUACAAACUGCACACAUUUUGAAGCCUUUAUAACACCAUCAUUAGGUGUUGCCACUAACUAUGGAAUUGAGUUUUACAUUUUGGAAUGCCAAGGUCCAGGACUACCUGUAUCUGGAGUACAUAUGCAGACCACUCAUAGUUUAGUCAAAAUUUUGUAUGAUACAAGGCCAUUUUAUACAGAAAGGCUACAAAAGCUAGCUUUACCGACCCAGCGAUCUUUUGAAGUGCCAUUACCGCAUGGAGGUCGAGCUCAAGUUCAAUUACUACUUCCACCCAGCUGGAGAGAGGAGUUACGGGAUGCUGCUUUUCCAGUUAUUGUUGAAGUCAAUGGACGCCCCGGCUCAGAAUCAGUUUCUGAGAAGUUUAAAAUCGACUGGGGUACAUACAUGUCAUCAAGAAAUGAUGUUGUGUAUAUCCGCCUAGAUGUACGUGGGUCCAAGGGUCAAAGUAAAAAAACACUAUAUCGUCAUUUAGGAGGAGUAGAAGUUUUAGAUCAAAUUUCUGUUAUUGGGUAUUUGCUGGACACAAUAGGUUUUUUAGAUGAAACUAGAGUAGGUAUGUGGGGGUGGGGUUAUGGUGGUUAUGUAACCUCAAUGGCUCUCGGUACGCAACAGGACGUAUUUAAAUGUGGAAUCGCAGUGUCUCCUACUGCAGACUGGCUCUAUUCAACGUUUACUGAGCGUAUAUUGGGCCUGCCUGCUGAAAAUUUUAAAGGCUAUGUAGAGGCUGAUGCAACUCAAAGGGCCCGCCUAAUUAAAUCCAAUUCAUACUUUUUGAUUCAUGGCCUAGCAGAUACCACAGCUCCCUUCGUCCAUGGAGUGCAAUUAGCAAAAUCUUUGACAAGCGCCAACAUUCUAUUUCGAUAUCAGACUUAUGCAGAUGAAGGCCACGACUUAAGUGGUGUACUCGAACAUGUAUAUUCUUCAAUGGAGCAAUAUUUUGCAGAAUGCUUAAGCUUGGAUCCGGAUGAUACAAAACCAGAAGUUGAUAACAGCAUAGUCCCAGCUGAAUAAAUAAUUUUAGUUUGAAUAACAUGUAAAUAUUAAAAAAUUUGCGCAUUGAACACUUUUGUUUAUUUUUAUUUUGUUCGAGG
Drosophila melanogaster (fruit fly) is the source of this 3029-nucleotide messenger RNA. RefSeq lists its product as uncharacterized. The record is from RefSeq and is marked reviewed. Gene Ontology annotation, biological process: proteolysis. The coding region runs from base 382 to 2949 and encodes 855 amino acids. The transcript has 14 exons. Gene Ontology annotation, molecular function: serine-type peptidase activity. Lineage: Eukaryota; Metazoa; Arthropoda; Insecta; Diptera; Drosophilidae.